This is a messenger RNA of Heterostelium album PN500, 555 nucleotides long. RefSeq names its product tetratricopeptide repeat protein. Lineage: Eukaryota; Evosea; Eumycetozoa; Acytosteliales; Acytosteliaceae. The record is from RefSeq and is a predicted model, not a curated record. Gene Ontology annotation, molecular function: protein binding. The coding region runs from base 1 to 555 and encodes 184 amino acids. The transcript has a single exon.
AUGUCAAGUCCAUCAAGUUCAACAGCAGCAGCACCAAUUAGAAAAAAGUCAAUUUUGGCACCACCCAUAAGAUUGUUGGAGAGUCUAUCGACUAUCAAUCAAGACGAUCAUGGAAAUACACCGAGACCAUCGAAAUCGAUGUUGCUGUUCAUCAGUGGAAUGCAAUCGUUCACUAAGGACGGUGGAAAGACCGCCGAGGAGAAACUGACCAAGGCCAACGACGAAGCGGUCAAGUCGGCCGACACCGAAGAGAUGGCAGUGACAGCACUCGGUCUUGGCUAUUGCUACUCGUUCGAGAGCGAGAAGUUGGAGCGAUCACUCGAGCACUAUCAACACUCACUGUCGCUCUGGAAGAAGUUGCACUCGGCACAAUCGAUCAAAUUGAUAGGAUUGCUCGGCGACAUCUCUGUAAUACAACUACAACUCAACCAGAAACAACCGGCACUUAACACCCUAUUAGAGUGUCAGAACAUCUACAAACAUGCCAACCAAGAUAAAUCAACCAACCAAGAAUAUCAAUCACUUCAAGAUGCAAUUAAAAAGUUACAACAAUAA